This is a messenger RNA of Tripterygium wilfordii, 891 nucleotides long. RefSeq names its product thioredoxin-like protein CITRX, chloroplastic. The transcript has 4 exons. Bases 98 to 655 code for a protein of 185 amino acids. Gene Ontology annotation, cellular component: thylakoid. Lineage: Eukaryota; Viridiplantae; Streptophyta; Magnoliopsida; Celastrales; Celastraceae. Gene Ontology annotation, molecular function: protein-disulfide reductase activity. The record is from RefSeq and is a predicted model, not a curated record. Gene Ontology annotation, biological process: plastid organization; cell redox homeostasis.
GGCAUCCAAACAGAUCGCAAUUAUAUCUGAAACGCGAAUAGCCCCUCUGCUUCGUUAAACCCCCCUCCCAAAAACUCUAACCACCAUAGCUACCAAGAUGUCUCUGCUUCAAGCACAGACGCCUUCGCAUAUGAUGACCACUCUCUGCCCCACCUUCUCUUCUCACGCUUCACCACCAUCCAAUAUCUCUUCUGUUUACGUGUCUAUGAAAACCCACCAAGAGAAUUCACUUUUCUCUACUUCUAGGAACGGACCCAUUUCACUCUCACCGCUUCCAAGAAGGUUGCUUUGUAGACCACCUAAGGGGAAGUAUAUCAGAGACGACUAUCUUGUGAAAAAGUUGUCAGCUCAGGAGAUUCAGGAUUUGGUAAGGGGGGAGAGAACUGUACCCAUUCUUAUUGAUUUCUAUGCAACAUGGUGUGGACCCUGCAUCUUGAUGGCCCAAGAGCUAGAAAUGCUUGCUGUGGAGUAUGAGAAAAAUGUAAUUAUAGUCAAGGUUGAUACAGAUGACGAGUAUGAAUUUGCACGUGACAUGCAGGUUCGAGGAUUGCCAACAUUGUUCUUCAUCAGUCCAGAUCCAAACAAAGAUGCAAUCCGGACUGAGGGGCUUAUCCCAAUACAGAUGAUGCGUGAUAUUAUUAACAAAGAGAUGUGAUAGUGCUGAAAGAAAAGAGAAUCACUGAAGAGGCUGAACGUCUUCAUCAUUUUUGUCAAGUGAUUCACCACGCUCCCCCGGUCAAGGUGGUUGUAUCCUUUAAUAAUAUCAUGUAGACUGUAUUCAAAUUGAAUUUUUUUGCCAUAGAAGUUCGAAUUAGGACCGUAUUUAUGUAGUUGCAGAACGAAAAUGGAUCGUAACUCUCUAAUAUCUAAUUCAGUGACUUUUUAUUUGAA